AUGGUGGUACAGUCUGCUAUCUCACUCCUAUUGGCCGUGCUGGCGUGCAGCGGGCCGGCCUGGUCGUCCCCCCCGCUACUGCUCCGCCCCCGGGAGCGAGAGAGGGACUCGGGCGGGGCUUCGGGUGGAGUCAACAUUGCCGUGGUCCACUCGGGCUCCUCCCACCUCCCGGAGACGAGUGUAGGAGUAGGGGGCACCUUGGCGGCAGGUGCAGGCACAGCAGCAGGAACAGGAGUGGGUACAGGCUGGUCAGGGCAUGUGGGUGAGAGUGUGAUGACACCAUGGGGCCCAGCCAAUGUUAUCUGGCUGGCAGUAAAUGAGAGUAGCCCAGGGAGCCUGCUGAUGCAGCUGUGUGAGCUGCUUGCCAGUACACCACUCCAAGGCCUUGUGUUCGAGCAGGAGAAGCCACCGCCACCUGAGCGUGCCCCACUGGCACCUGUACUUGAAUUUGUCUCGGCACAAACCGGUGUGCCCAUCAUGGCCGUGGGAGGUGGAGCUGGGCUGGGCAGAGAGCCACAGGAGAGUGGCUCAGUCUACCUGCAGUUCUCUUGUUCCACGGCACUACAGCUGGAAGUCAUUUUUGAGGUACUGGAAGAGUUUGACUGGACAGCUUUCUCAGUGGUCACCACUCGCCACCACGGUUAUGAGGACUUCCUGGACAUGGUGGACGGUAUCACAGAUGGAUCGUUUAUUGGAUGGGAGAGAAAGGGCACGGUGAUGCUCAAUCUUACUGAUGAUCCGGCAGGGGCGAGAACCCGCAGGCUGCUGAAAGAGAAUGAGGCACAGGUGCGGCUCCUGUACUGCUCACAUGAAGAGGCAGAGCAGAUUUUUAGAGCAGCAUGGCUCGCAGGCCAGGCUACUCCUUCACACAUGUGGUUUGCUGUGGGUCCAGCCCUUUCCGGGCUUGGAGUGGAAGGUCUGCCUAAGGCUUUUUUUACUGUGCGGCCUCAGGGAUGGCGAGAUGAACCACGUCGUCGCAUUGCUAAAGGUGUGUCUGUUCUAACGCAUGGAUCCAUGGCACUAAGAAGGGAGCAUGGUGGAACCAGAGGGACAAGCUUUGCUGGGAACUGCAUGACUGAUAGCAACCAGACACAGAGGGUGCCCGACAGAAUCAGAUACUUCAGUAACAUCACUCUUUCAGGACGAGACUACUCCUUUAAUGCUGAUGGCUAUUUAGCCAAUCCACUAGUAGAUGUUAUCUCCUACACUGCAGGUCGUGGCUGGGAAGAGGUGGGCUGGUGGGAGAAUGGUGUGCUGCGUCUGCGCUACCCGCCCUGGUCGCGUUAUGGUCCAUUCCUCAAGCCACUUGAUGAUAGUCAACACCUGCGUGUGGUCACUCUGGAGGAGAGGCCCUUUGUCAUUGUGGAGCCAGCCGAUCCUGGAACUGGCUCAUGCAUUCGUGACUCUGUGCCAUGCCGUCUACCCCUCAACACCAGUGUGGUGUUGGAAGGCAUACACUCCAUGAAGCAUUGCUGCAAAGGUUUCUGCAUUGAUGUCCUCAAGCGACUGGCCAAAAUUGUAGGUUUCACCUAUGACCUCUACUUGGUGACAAACGGCAGGCAUGGGAAGAACAUCGACGGAGAGUGGAACGGGAUGGUUGGGGAGGUGGUGUCCAAACGAGCAGACAUGGCUAUUGGCUCAUUAACCAUCAAUGAAGAGAGAUCAGAAGUUGUUGAAUUCUCGGUUCCCUUUGUGGAGACUGGCAUCAGCGUUAUGGUCUCUCGGAGCAACGGCACCGUCUCUCCAUCUGCUUUCCUGGAGCCUUAUAGUCCUGCAGUAUGGGUGAUGAUGUUCGUCAUGUGCCUGUCUGUGGUGGCCGUGACCGUUUUUAUCUUUGAGUUUUUCAGCCCUGUUGGAUACAACCGAAGUCUACAAAGUGGAAAGCGGGCAGGAGGAUCUAAGUUUACUAUAGGAAAAUCUGUGUGGCUACUGUGGGCUCUGGUCUUUAAUAACUCAGUUCCUGUAGAAAACCCAAGAGGAACCACAAGUAAGAUCAUGGUGCUGGUUUGGGCUUUCUUCGCUGUUAUCUUUUUGGCAAGCUACACUGCUAACCUGGCUGCCUUUAUGAUUCAAGAGGAGUACAUAGACACGGUGUCUGGCCUCAGUGACAAGAAGUUCCAGCAGCCCACAGAGCAGUACCCUCCCCUUCGCUUUGGCACUGUCCCAAAUGGCAGCACAGAAGAGAACAUUCGCAGCAACUACCCUAACAUGCAUCAAUUUAUGGUGCGCAACAACCAGAGAGGAGUCGAAGAGGCCAUUGACAACCUCAAGACUGGCAAACUGGAUGCCUUUAUCUACGAUGCGGCUGUUUUAAACUACAUGGCACGGAAAGAUGAAGGUUGUAAAGUGAUGACCAUUGGUUCAGGAAAGGUGUUUGCCACUACAGGAUAUGGCAUUGCCCUGCACAAGAACUCACGCUGGAAGCGACCGCUAGACCUUGCUUUGCUGCAGCUGGUGGGAGAUGAUAAAAUAGACAUGCUUGAACGCCUCUGGCUCUCUGGGAUUUGUCAUAAUGAUAAGAUUGAAGUGAUGAGUUCCAAGCUGGACAUAGAUAACAUGGCAGGAGUUUUCUACAUGCUACUGGUGGCAAUGGGUCUAAGCCUUUUGGUCUUUGCCUGGGAACACCUGGUUUACUGGAAGCUCCGCCAUUGCUUGGGUCAUUCAAAGGGACUGGACUUCCUGCUGGCUUUUAGUCGGGGAAUGUACAGCUGCUGCAGUUUUGAAGAUGAAACAACCCCUGUAGGUAACCAAAUGACACUUCCACAAUAUCAUCCCAUUUCCACUAUGCCCCCUCCUGCUCAGCCUCACAUGGUUAAUGCAAAUGUAGCCAACUCUUCCAUCACAACGGCACAACAGCAGCAGCAGCAGCAAAAGCUUCACCAGCAACAGCAACAACCAGUGUACAAUGCCCUUCUUCCUGGACCUCUGCCAACAGCUGGGCAUUCAGGCAUGGCUCUUGGGCCCUCAAACAGCCCAAUUCUUGGAGCGCCUAUGCCAUGUUCCACAUUUUUACCUCGUCACGAUCGACGACUGGCUGUAGUGGAUCGGUGGACACGUCCAAAAACUGGCCCUGAAAAAACAAGUGCCAUCAAUAGUGGAAUCACAGAUGUUGCACAAUUCCCACAGGUCAUGCCGCCACAGUGGGCUGCAGUAGGUGGGGGAGAAGGAGGUCUAGAUGAAUAUAAAAGAUACUAUGGCCCAAUUGAUCCAGAGGGAUUAGGAGUCUCUGGAGAUCCACAAAGUGUAGUUUCCCAACCUCCAAAAAACACACAUCAAACAAAGUCCUUGGGAAACCCAAAGUUGCCACAAAAAAAACAACCCUCUGGGCAUUUACCAGUAAACUCAGCUUUGCAUCAUUCUUCUCCACCACAGCAGUCUUUCUGGAGGAGAAGCAGUCUUUCAAAAAGAAAAGGCUCUGGGGGACCCCUGUAUGAAAACAUUCUUCCUUUAGGACGGAGAGGUGGGGGUAGGUAUGGAGGGAGGGAUGGAGUAGGGAGGAGAGGUCGUCGUCCUCCUCCUUUGCCUCUUCCUAUGCCUCUUCCCUUCUCCCCUAACCAAAUUCCUCUUUCACCCUCACCUUCUGUGCACUACAUUUCCACCUCCUCUAGCACAUCUACCACCUCUUCCACCUCUUCUUCUCUAUCAGUCUCACGAUCUACUUCUCCUUCCUAUUCUACUUCUUCAUACUCAUCAUCACAGAGUUUCAAAUACAGGGCAGGUGAAAGAGAUGCAUAUGAUGAGUUUGACACAGAUGAGCUUACAGAAGAGUCCAGCCUUCUUUUGGGCAGGAGAAAAAGUCGUUCACACAUGUCAUCUCGGUCCCUGCCCUGCAGCCCACCUCCACCCAUACCACCACGUAAACCAUGCCCACAGAAGGUACAGAUGAGAGACAGUGCCACUAGCCAGCUGGCACAACUCCAGGAAUGGUGGGCUUCAUGGGGGGAGAAAGAGAAAGCUAGAAGAGCAAGUGGUGGGAGAGGUAAGGGCAAAGAAGUGAAACGAUAUUACAAAGAGAGAGAAAGGGAGAGAAGGAGGAGGAAGAAGGGUCGAAAGAAAAAGAAGAGGGGAGAGCAUGAGAGAGAGAGAGAACACAAAAGACAUAAAGUAAAGAAGAAAAAGAAAAAGGAUGGGAAAUCCAGGAAAAAGGAGAAGGAAAAGCGAUCUGGUCAAGAAGAAGGUGAAAUUGAUGGUAAAGAAGUAUUUGAAAAAGGGACAGAACAGAAUCUGCCUUCCUACCCUGAACUUAGGCGUAGCUCUUUCCGGAAGAAAAGUGAAAGCUCUAUGCGGAGUUAUGACUGGGAUAUAAAAAGAGAGGGAGGAAGGAGGGAGAGUGAUAAUCAAGAGGGUGGUGAUGAAGAAGGAGCUAGGAGAAGAGAAAAGCACCACAGGAAUCCUCAGUCCUAUCACCAUUCCAGACCAAAGUCUAACAGUAAGCGCUAUCCCACUUCAAGUAAAUGCUCAACAUCAGUUAAAUUUUGGGGUAGUGGGAAUGCACAUUCUGAAUCUCCAUCUUCUUUUCUUCCUCUUUUUCCUCUUAAUUAUAAAAGAACACGGUCUUUUGGGUCUGAAAGAGAGGAACAUGGGAAAGGAGGUGAGAUUCGCCCCCUUUUAGGAAAGAAUGGAAAAGGUAAGACCUACUCAAGAGAAGCCUUGGCAUUUCAUGAAUGGGAUUCAGAUGAGGAGGAAGAGGAAGAAUCAGAAGAGAGAGACAGAACUGAGGAACGAAGAAGAAGAAGAAGAGAGAGCAGAGGAAUAGAAUCAGAAUCUGAAAGGGAGAGAGACAAAACUGUUGAGAUCUAUACGGAUGAUGAAGGUUCUUCAGGUGAAUUUGGCAAGUUUGAGAGAUACUGGGAAGGGCAUGAAGGAAGGGCUGUUGGAGGCAUUGGGGGUGGAGGUUGGUUUUUUGGCACCUAUCCUGCUAGGGAGAGGGUGGGGAGUACAAAUAGUAGAGAUGACCUUUCUUUGGGAUUAGGAGGUGGGGAAAGUAGCUGUGGUUUUGGAGGGGGCUCAAGAUGGGGUUCUGGAGGUUUAGGAUCAAAUCAGUGGCCACCAUCACCUUUGACUCCCCCACCCCCACGAAGGUACUGGUCUGUGGACAAAUUACCAGUGAAGACUGAAAAGAAGUCUAAAAGGAGAUCACAUGAGAAAAGUGAAUGCCAUGCUGCCUGUUCCUGCCAGUCACCCCACCACUAUAAGUGGAAUCGAGUGACCUCUCGUAGUCAAGAGGAUCUGCUGCCUCACUGCCAAAGUUUCAGCAACAUCAACCGGCCCAAACGGCAGUCCUCCAAACUGGACCAAGCUCAAGGUCAAGUAAAAUCUGGAAGUCAAUCAAACCUCAGUGUUCAUAGAUCACAACGUUCUGAGAGGUCCAGAGAGUUAUCAUCUCCUCAGACUUUACCAUCAUCUAUGCCAGCCCCGAUGGUCCCAACUCUCCCUGCACCUCCAUCAUCCUCCCACCAGGCUCAUGUUCCUCUACCUACCUCCUCCUCUUCUGUUUCAUCACCAUCAGCCAUUUCUUCAACAACUGGUGCCCUGCAGCCCUCUUCUAUAUCCUCCUCCAGUGCCAAGCUCCAGUACCAGAGACUGUGUUCAGUACCCCAGCCACAAAGGUACCAAUCCCCGCAUCUUCCCUUCAAAACCAAGAGUUUGUGCUCACGUCGAGACUCUGCCCACUUUUCCAGUGUGGAGAGUGAGGUCUGA
Molecule: messenger RNA, 5700 nt
Organism: Neoarius graeffei (lesser salmon catfish)
Lineage: Eukaryota; Metazoa; Chordata; Actinopteri; Siluriformes; Ariidae
Gene: grin2da
Product: glutamate receptor, ionotropic, N-methyl D-aspartate 2D, a
Exons: 13
Coding region: 1-5700 (1899 amino acids)
Biological process (GO): excitatory postsynaptic potential; long-term synaptic potentiation; synaptic transmission, glutamatergic
Cellular component (GO): NMDA selective glutamate receptor complex; plasma membrane; postsynaptic density membrane
Molecular function (GO): NMDA glutamate receptor activity; transmitter-gated monoatomic ion channel activity involved in regulation of postsynaptic membrane potential
Source: RefSeq, a predicted model, not a curated record